UUGGCGCGUCGGCAGCACCCUUUUCAGAAAUCAGUUGCCAGUGAAUUCUGUCGGAGCCUGUUCUGCAGCACUGUUCUGUGAAGUGACACGGUCCGGUUACAGCUGGUGCUGCCAGGCUCCAGACGAGAGAGGCAAAUGGAGUGCUGUGGGAAUUAGGGUGCCUUCACCAGGAGGUGGUGUUUCAGGCAAAUGGGGAGAACCUGUCAGAGACACGCAGAAGGAUUCAAAAGUUCAAGACUGACUACCACUGGGGUCCAAAGAAUUACAUAUCUGGGCUGUGAGGUGACCAGACCUGUAGUUUUAGAAAGGCCUGUGUGACCGCAGAUGUGAAUCGGAGAGAGACUGGAGACAGUGAGACUGUGGUCAGCAUGUGACUGAGGAAUGGUGCCUGAACCAGGAGGGGCCAUGAGACUGGAGGAGAGGAUGCAGCUGAUAGGUAAUUUAUGGUCCAGGCAGCUUUACUUAAACACCUUUCCAGCGGCUUCCAUUUUGACAUCGAAGACUUUUCCCAGCAAUAGCCCUUUGUCACCUCCAGGAACCAGAGACAACCAUCAUUUUACCAGCUUGGCUUGUGCACUUCAAACACAAUGCAGUAUUUCUUCUCCCAGUAACUGGAUGGGCCAACAGUACAGAUCCUAUAGUUUCUUCACUAAAUUGACAGCAGAUGAGCUAUGGAAAGGUGCUUUAGCAGAGAGUGGUGCUGGAGCAAGAAAAGGAAGAGGCAAAAGAACUAAGAAAAAGAGAAGAAAGGAUUUGAACAGGGGUCAGAUCAUUGGUGAAGGACGGCAUGGCUUCCUCUGGCCUGGUCUGAAUAUCCCUCUUAUGAGAAAUGGUGCUGUACAGACCAUUGCCCAGAGGAGCAAGGAAGACCAGGAAAAGGUGGAGGCCGAUAUGGUCCAGCAGAGAGAAGAGUGGGACCGGAGGAGGAAGAUGAAGGUUAAACGGGAGCGAGGAUGGAGUGGAAACACAUGGGGAGGCGUCAGUCUUGGUCCCCCGGAUCCUGGUCCCAAUGGAGAAACAUAUGAUGAUUUUGAUACCAGGAUACUUGAGGUGAGAAAUGUUUUCAAUAUGACAGCAAAAGAGGGAAGAAAGAGAUCAGUCCGUGUCCUGGUCGCUGUGGGGAAUGGCAAAGGAGCUGCAGGUUUUGCCAUUGGGAAAGCCACUGAACGGGCAGAUGCUUUCAGAAAAGCAAAGAACAGAGCAGUUCACUAUCUGCAUUACAUAGAGCGAUAUGAAGACCAUACAAUAUACCAUGAUAUUUCUUUAAAAUUUAAAAGGACGCAUAUCAAGAUGAAGAAACAACCCAGAGGCUACGGUCUCCACUGCCACCGGGCCAUCAUGACCAUCUGCCGGCUCAUUGGCAUCAAAGACAUGUACGCCAAAGUGUCUGGCUCUGUCAACAUGCUCAACCUCACCCGGGGCCUCUUCCUUGGGCUCUCCCGCCAGGAAACCCAUCAACAACUGGCUGAUAAGAAGAGUCUCCAUGUUGUGGAAUUCCGGGAGGAAUGUGGCCCUCUGCCCAUCGUGGUUGCCUCCCCCCAGGGGGCCUUGAGAAAGGAUCCAGAGCCAGAAGAUGAGGUUCCAGACAUCACACUGGACUGGGAAGAUGUGAAGGCCGCUCAGGGAAUGAAGCGCUCUGUGUGGUCAGGUUUAAAGAGAGCCGCCACCUAGGCUUCCCUCUGGCCUGGCUCAGCCCAGCACCUGGGAGAGACUCAGCCCUUCACACCCAGGAUUCUCAAUUUUUUUUUUUUAAGCUGGAAAGGCCAAUUAAACUUCUUUAUUUAC
Messenger RNA from Phacochoerus africanus (Common warthog), 1785 nucleotides. It is a transcript of the gene MRPS5, whose product is annotated as mitochondrial ribosomal protein S5. The transcript has 14 exons. Lineage: Eukaryota; Metazoa; Chordata; Mammalia; Artiodactyla; Suidae. The record is from RefSeq and is a predicted model, not a curated record. Gene Ontology annotation, molecular function: RNA binding; structural constituent of ribosome. Gene Ontology annotation, biological process: translation. Gene Ontology annotation, cellular component: ribosome. Bases 382 to 1671 code for a protein of 429 amino acids.